AUGGCAGCGCUGCCCGGGACGGUGCCGCGGAUGAUGCGCCCGGCGCCGGGGCAGAACUACCCCCGCACCGGCUUCCCGCUGGAAGUGUCCACCCCGCUGGGCCAGGGCAGGGUGAACCAGCUCGGAGGGGUUUUCAUCAACGGGCGCCCGCUGCCCAACCACAUCCGCCACAAGAUCGUGGAGAUGGCGCACCACGGCAUCCGGCCCUGCGUGAUCUCCCGGCAGCUCCGCGUCUCCCACGGCUGCGUCUCCAAAAUCCUCUGCCGCUACCAAGAGACCGGAUCCAUCCGGCCCGGGGCCAUCGGCGGCAGCAAGCCCAGGCAGGUCGCGACUCCCGACGUGGAGAAGAAAAUCGAGGAAUACAAGCGGGAGAACCCCGGCAUGUUCAGCUGGGAGAUUCGCGACCGGCUGCUCAAGGACGGCCACUGCGACCGCAGCACGGUGCCCUCAGUGAGUUCGAUUAGCCGCGUGCUCCGCAUCAAAUUCGGCAAGAAGGAGGAGGACGACGACUGCGACAAGAAGGAGGAGGACGGCGACAAGAAGGCCAAGCACAGCAUCGACGGCAUCCUGGGCGACAAAGGGAACCGCCUGGACGAGGGCUCGGACGUGGAGUCAGAGCCGGACCUGCCGCUGAAGCGGAAGCAGCGCCGCAGCCGCACCACGUUCACGGCGGAGCAGCUGGAGGAGCUGGAGAAGGCCUUCGAGAGGACACACUACCCCGACAUCUACACCCGCGAGGAGCUGGCCCAGCGCACCAAGCUCACCGAGGCCCGCGUGCAGGUGUGGUUCAGCAACCGGCGGGCACGCUGGCGCAAGCAGGCCGGGGCCAACCAGCUGGCAGCCUUCAACCACCUGCUGCCGGGGGGCUUCCCGCCCACGGGGAUGCCGGCGCUGCCCCCGUACCAGCUGCCCGACUCGUCCUACCCCAGCACCACCAUCUCCCAAGACGGCGGCAGCACCGUGCACCGGCCGCAGCCGCUGCCGCCCUCCACCAUGCACCAGGGCGGCCUGGCCGCCGCCGCCGACUCCGGCUCUGCCUACGGCGCCCGGCACAGCUUCUCCAGCUACUCCGAGAGCUUCAUGAACGCCGCAGCGCCCGCCAACCACAUGAACCCUGUCAGCAACGGCCUCUCCCCGCAGAAGCAGGGUGCCCAAAACAAGAUGCAGUGCUCCCGCUGGAACCUCACCAUAGCCCUGAACAAUCAGGUGAUGAGCAUCCUGAGCAACCCCAGCGGGGUCCCGCCUCAGCCCCAGGCCGAUUUCUCCAUCUCUCCCCUCCACGGCGGCCUGGACAGCACCAACUCCAUCUCGGCCAGCUGCAGCCAGCGCAGCGACUCCAUCAAGUCCGUGGAGAGCCUCCCGACCUCGCAGUCCUACUGUCCCCCCACCUACAGCACCACCAGCUACAGCGUGGACCCCGUGGCCGGAUACCAGUACGGCCAGUACGGGCAGACCGCCGUGGAUUACCUGGCCAAGAACGUCAGCCUGUCCACGCAGCGCCGCAUGAAGCUGGGCGAGCACUCGGCCGUGCUGGGGCUGCUGCCGGUGGAGACGGGCCAGGCCUACUGA
Molecule: messenger RNA, 1569 nt
Organism: Melospiza melodia melodia
Lineage: Eukaryota; Metazoa; Chordata; Aves; Passeriformes; Passerellidae
Gene: PAX7
Product: paired box 7
Exons: 10
Coding region: 1-1569 (522 amino acids)
Biological process (GO): regulation of transcription by RNA polymerase II; anatomical structure development
Molecular function (GO): DNA-binding transcription factor activity, RNA polymerase II-specific; RNA polymerase II cis-regulatory region sequence-specific DNA binding
Source: RefSeq, a predicted model, not a curated record